AUGCAUCCCUUUCUAAGCUUCCUUCCGUUACUGCCCAUCGCUGCAGCCCAUUUCACCCUCGACUGGCCCGCUUCUCGCGGCUUCGACGAGGAUAAAAUGCCCACCUUCCCCUGCGGCGGAUUCGACACCCCCUCAUCAAACAGAACCACCAUUGCACUCAACGCAAAUGCCAUUCCAGUCGAUAUCACAUUCCAUCAUUCUCAAACCGCCGUGUCGUAUCUUCUCGCCCUGGGGUCCGAUCCCGGAAGCAGCUUCAAUAUCACCCUCGAACCAACACUAGGAGCCCACGGUCUUGGGGAAUUCUGCUUGCCUAGUAUCCCGUUAGAUUCAAAGACCCUGGGGACGUCUCUACAUGAUGGACAAAAUGCCACAUUGCAGGUUGUGACAGACGGUGAUAGUGGCGGCGGUCUAUACGCUUGCGCUGAUAUAAUCUUUUCAUCAAAAAUCACAUCCAAUACACCAAGCUCAUGCAAGAAUAACACUGGGGUCGGCGCGACUCCUUUCUCCGGAAGCGCGGCCACUCGUAUUGCCAACGAGUCUAAUGCAAAUGGUGAUGCCCAAAGCGGCGCAAGCACUUCAGGUGCUGCUAGUGUUACGAAUACUGCCAGCACUGCAACUGCUUCUAGCAGUUCUUCAUCGUCAACUUCCUCUGGCAUCGCUGCGCCUUUGCAGACCGCGGGAUGGGGAGUUUUGGGAGCUGCUGUUAUCGGUGGUCUUGCUAUUCUGUAA
Molecule: messenger RNA, 729 nt
Organism: Talaromyces proteolyticus
Lineage: Eukaryota; Fungi; Ascomycota; Eurotiomycetes; Eurotiales; Trichocomaceae
Exons: 2
Coding region: 1-729 (242 amino acids)
Source: RefSeq, a predicted model, not a curated record